Molecule: messenger RNA, 3087 nt
Organism: Magnusiomyces paraingens
Lineage: Eukaryota; Fungi; Ascomycota; Dipodascomycetes; Dipodascales; Dipodascaceae
Exons: 1
Coding region: 1-3087 (1028 amino acids)
Molecular function (GO): ATP binding; ATP hydrolysis activity
Source: RefSeq, a predicted model, not a curated record
AUGGACUUUUUCCGCCAAAAGAGAGCAAUCACGCCCUCAUACCUUCUACUCACUCUCCAGCGAGCUUACGAAGAUGCAUACCAAUCUUCUGUCCGCGCAAUUCUUCUUGAAACUCGCGACCAGCCAGCUGAUGCUCUUGCCGCUUGGAAACGUACUCUCAAAACAAUCUCAGCCCACAUGGCUACCGUCACUGAAACCCCCAAGGCUCCUCAGGAAAUUGAUCUUAUGACAAAUAUUAUGAAUAUUGAAAAACAAUGUCAUGACCGCAUCUCCUUCUUAGAACGUGGGUGGCCAGACACAAACCCCUAUGCCUCCUAUUCCUUGAUUGAUUCAGAUGAGUAUAUUGCUACAAACUCGGGUCUCCCCAUGGCUAGAGCCUCAACAACAAAUGUCAAUUUGGCCCCUAAACCAGCAACUACAUCGUCUCCAGUAUCUCCAGUUUCAACUAAUUCGUCGUCUCCAUCUUCGUCUUCUUCUUUUUAUUCAAUGGCAUCCUCUAACCAACAAAAGCAGCAACUCCGCGCAAAAGUGGUUUCUAACCCAAAUGUGUCGGCCUCAUCAGCAUCUACUUCCAAAGGUACCUUGAAUCCAUUUUCUACUACAGCUCCCGUACUCUUCCCCAUUUCUUCCACUACUACUAAUACUAGUCACUAUUCUAAACCAUCAUUAUUGACUCCUAACAAUACUGACCCGGAAUAUUCUUUUUCCUCUUCUUCUUCUUUUUCUUCUUCAGAUCACUAUUAUUACCCAGAGCUUCAUGAAGACUCUCCCCAAGACCAAAAACCUCCUCCAAUCCCCCCUAAAAUCUCCCUAGACUACUCGGACAACUCAACUACAACAGAUUUUAGUGCUGAAGCCUACCAAAGCCGUCUUGACCCAGGUUCCUCUUCUGCUUACUUGAUAGACCUUUCUUCUACAUCAACAACUCCAGUAGCUUCUACCUCAGCCCUCCCUCUCCCCCAGAGCAUUAACCCUCCUCAAACCUCUCGCGCUUCCCCUAAGCGUAAACCUGUUGAUUCUAGUGAAAACCUUUUGGACAUGUCUAGAUUGGCCUCAAAUGGCCAGUCUACAGCUACUCUUGGACAUCUACCUCAUAAAUCACAUCCUCCUCCUCCUCCUCCUCCUCCUCCUCCUCCUUCUUCUUCUUCUUCUUCUUCCUCUUCAAACAAACCUUUAAAGUUGGCCCAUCCAAAACCUGUCCAAGCAAGUUCUACCCCAAUUUUGGCUCAUCAUCCACGCACAGCCACACCUCCGAAAGCGGCUUCUACCUCUUCUCUUUCCAGCACAAAGUCAAGCACCCCUCCUACUCCCACCAAUGUAGACCAGCAGUUUGCAAAUCUUUCUUUGGGCUCUCGCAGAACCCCAAGUCCUUCAUCCCAUGGGUUUUUCAAGCACAAGGAAUCCCAGGAACCUUCUGCUGCUUCAUCAGCUCCUCGAACCAUGCUUAAAACAUUGCGUAACCACCAAAAGCUCCCCCGCAAAAUCAUGGAUGAGCGCAAGGCUGCAUCUGCUCAUGCAGCAACUCUCGCAUGGGGACCACAUAAACAAGACCGUGCUGCUCAUAACCAGCAAAUCUCUCUUAUGGCUGCGAAUAUUUCGUCGACUCAAGCAAGAAACGCAGGCUAUUACCCACAAGUGUCAUCAUCAUCGGCAAAUGGGACAAGUACCAGUAGCAAAGUUUCGUAUAAUAAGCCAACCGUCUUUAAAGCUCCCGUGAUUCAUGCACCCGUGACAAAACAAGCGUCCCACCAGCGAACGUCUUCGGCAACUCAUGUGAAAUCGACAGCAACAUCAGCAUCUACGCAACAUCACCAGCAGCAGCAGCAACAGCGCCGUGCCCAGCCAAAAUUUAUUAUUGAUAAAAAGCCGCAGACGCCCCCCGCGCAACCCAAACAUGCUGCGCCCACCACAAAGGCCAAAGCCACACGUACAAAUGGGGCAGCUAGUGGUAGUAGUAGUACUAAUACUAAUACUAAUACUAUUAUUGCAUCCACUACUACUCCCACCACCCCCGCACACAAACAAAAACAGGAUACCCCAGAACCUGCCCAAGAAGAAACUAGUAGCUCGUCUGCCAGUGACGAUGCCGAAUUUGAUUCUGACGAGAACGACGAGGACGAAGAGGAAGCUUGGCUUCAAAAGGCCCGUGCUACUGUCAAGAAAAUCAAGGGCAUUGACCAAAACGCUGCAGACCAAAUCUUUAACGAUGUGGUUGUCAAGGGUGACCCUGUUGUGUGGAAUGAUAUCGCUGGUCUUGAAAAGGCCAAGAGCUCACUUAAAGAAGCUGUGGUUUACCCUUUUCUUCGACCAGACUUGUUUUCUGGGCUCCGCGAACCUGCACAGGGUAUGCUGUUAUUUGGCCCCCCAGGAACCGGUAAAACCAUGUUGGCACGUGCUGUAGCCACAGAGUCCAAGUCAACCUUUUUUUCCAUUUCUGCAUCUUCUUUGACAUCUAAGUUUCUUGGAGAAUCUGAGAAACUAGUACGUGCCUUGUUUUUAAUGGCCAAGGCCCUUGCUCCCUCCAUCAUUUUUGUUGACGAGAUUGACUCGUUAUUGUCUGCUCGAUCAGACACUGGGGAGAAUGAGUCGUCUCGUAGAAUCAAGACUGAGUUUUUGAUUCAAUGGAGUGCACUUCAACACGCUGCGGCUGGUAAGGAACACGAUGACGUGACUCGGGUGCUUGUUCUUGGAGCCACCAAUCUGCCGUGGGUGAUUGACGAAGCUGCGCGACGUCGCUUUGUUCGUCGUCAAUACAUUCCUCUACCUGAGCCCGAAACACGGCGGUACCAUUUGGAGAAGCUACUAAGCCGUCAAAAACAUUCCAUUUCCGAAGUUGAAAUGAAUCAGCUGGUGGAGCUAACAGAUAGCUUUUCCGGGUCUGACAUUACUGCUUUGGCCAAGGAUGCAGCCAUGGGUCCACUUCGUGCUUUGGGUGAGGCACUUUUGACCACUCCACAGGACCAGAUUCGUCCAUUGGGAUUUGCAGACUUCAAGGCUAGUCUUGAGACAAUCCGUCCGAGUGUUUCCAAGGAAAGUCUCAAGGUGUUUGAGGACUGGGCUGAAAUGUAUGGCAGCUCGGGUGCCUGA